Acanthosepion pharaonis is the source of this 576-nucleotide messenger RNA. The record is from the annotation of a GenBank genome assembly. Lineage: Eukaryota; Metazoa; Mollusca; Cephalopoda; Sepiida; Sepiidae.
AUGAAUUUGCCGUUGCUUUUGCUGAUGCCCGCCGUGUACAUAAUGAAAGAAUAUUGUUUUCAACCCAAAGACGCAGGGACGUGUCAGGAGUAUACAUCGAGAUAUUACUACAAUUCUGAGACUGGUAUCUGCGAGGAAUUCAACUAUGGCGGCUGUAAAGGCAACAAGAACAAUUUCCUUACAGAGAAAUCAUGUCAACUAAUCUGUAUCGAGGGCUCCAUCAAUCGACCGGUUGAGUGUAAAUUGCCCUUGGCGCUAGGUAAUUGCCCUCUAUCGUUGGUGAGAUAUUAUUUCAACCUCACCAGUGAGAAAUGCGAACAGUUUAUCUACACAGGCUGUAAUGGCAACUUGAACAAUUUUUUCAGUUUGGAAAAAUGCAAAAGCCAAUGUCUGAAUGUGAGGCCGUCAAAUCUGAACGAGGCGAUGUGUUCUUCGAAUCCGGACCCUGGACCAUGCAUGGCUGAAAUUGAAAGAUUUUACUACAGUUCAAAGACAGGAAAAUGCUAUCCGUUCACUUAUGGCGGCUGUGGUGGAAAUACCAACAAUUACAAUAGCAAAGAAUCAUGCCUAAGGUAA